AUUACUUGUAUGUGCACAAGUUCCUAGGAGCAUACGAAUCGUAUUGAAAGCACUUGAAGAAAUCAGUUGGUCAACGUUUUUACAACGAUGAAAUACUUUGCAAUUUUCGUGGUCUUUGGUCUGUUUGCCUUGUCGCAAGCAUUACCAGUCGAGGAGUCCAAGGAAAAAAGACUUUUCUUCAACAAGGAAACUCUUUACGAGAUUGUUGGCUAUGCAAAAGGCGCAUGCGAAAAAAUAAAGAAAGAUACUACAUCAACUCCCAACCCAUUGAUUGCAAGAGCCUGUGCUUGUCUCAGUUUUACGACUGGCAUUGUUUCUCUCUUUGAUGACGAGAGUGGUGUCGAGGAAAAGCGAUUCUUCAUAAGCUUCAAAGAUUUGAUCGCAAAAGUGCAGAAUAUGAUCGAUAAAGUUUGCAAUGAAACAUCAUCACGUCUACUGGCAAAUCUCGUCUUAUCCGAAAAGGUUAAAUACGAUGAUCUCUGCAAAUGUAUUUCGUUCUAGCAUGGCAACGGUUCAUGGACAACGUUAUCGAGAUGAAAAGAUAUAUCACAAAUAUUUAGUGGAAUUGAAAAUAGAAGUAAAGUGUAUGGGUGAUUGAACUCAAUAAAAUGCAUUUAAAA
Messenger RNA from Dendronephthya gigantea, 620 nucleotides. RefSeq lists its product as uncharacterized. Bases 88 to 501 code for a protein of 137 amino acids. The record is from RefSeq and is a predicted model, not a curated record. Lineage: Eukaryota; Metazoa; Cnidaria; Anthozoa; Malacalcyonacea; Nephtheidae. The transcript is spliced from 6 exons.